Messenger RNA from Lymnaea stagnalis (great pond snail), 828 nucleotides. NCBI's taxonomy places the organism in Eukaryota, Metazoa, Mollusca, Gastropoda, Lymnaeidae. The record is from the annotation of a GenBank genome assembly.
AUGACAACUAUUGAAGUUUACCCCGGGGAUGGUAGUGUCCUGGUCUCACAGGGUGUCAAGGCACAUUUUUUCACCCAUUAUAUUUUAAUGGGGGACCAGGUUUGUGGAAUGACUAAAAGAUAACUAAUUAAUAUUGAUCUGUAUGUUUUAGUAACUGGAAGAAGAUGUACUAAAUCUUGCACAAAACAACAAACAUAUCUGCAGAAAGCCUUUCAUCAACACUUUAUUCCUAGUCUGAUUCUAAUCUACUACUAUGAAAAUUUCUGUAUACUGGCAGAGCACUAAACAUCAAUGUAUGUUUUUAAAAAAAUGAUUUAUUUAAUAAGGGACAAACUAAUUGCCAGUAACUUUCUAAUCGUAACUGUAAAUAUUUGUAUUCCAAUUUUAUCCCUAACUCAAGUUUUGUUUUGCAGCUGGAAGAACGAACUUAUUCCCUGAAGUCUCUGCCACCUGGUAAACCUAAGGGAUUUCACUCUAUUGAAAAGUUAAUCAAAACUGCCAUCAGGUUGGUGGACAAGAUCAUGAAUGUUUUUUUUAUAAUUUUUUUUUUUAAAUAUUAAAAAACCAGUAUUUCUUCCUAAGAAUUUCAAGAAAGAUUCUAAAAAAAAAUAAUGUCAAAUAUCAAAGUCAAAGAACAAUUUUUUACUGCAAAACUUUUAAGAUGCCAAUCAGCAAUGAUUACAAAAUAUAAUUUUGUGUACGUUAACACAAUCAAUAUUCAAACUCUCAUUUGUUACAGAUACUUACCGUUCUUUUGCUGGUUUCUUGACAAAUUUUUUUUUUUGAUUGCUCAGAUUUUUGCAAUUAAACAGCCAAUGGGAAUCAAGA